Messenger RNA from Astyanax mexicanus (Mexican tetra), 1475 nucleotides. RefSeq names its product solute carrier family 25 member 3a (gene slc25a3a). The transcript is spliced from 8 exons. Lineage: Eukaryota; Metazoa; Chordata; Actinopteri; Characiformes; Acestrorhamphidae. Gene Ontology annotation, cellular component: mitochondrial inner membrane. The record is from RefSeq and is a predicted model, not a curated record. The coding region runs from base 263 to 1357 and encodes 364 amino acids. Gene Ontology annotation, molecular function: phosphate transmembrane transporter activity. Gene Ontology annotation, biological process: mitochondrial phosphate ion transmembrane transport.
AUGUAUUUUUAGUUUUUAGUGUAGUUCUGCCUUUUACAGUCUAUAUCUCCUAAGGGUAUGUAUAUAUAUGUUUUUUUAUUGAACAUUUUUGGGGUCAUCACUGAUUCACCUUUGCCCAGGUGAGGUAAAGCCAGUCUUCUACACCUCCAUGCUUCAUUCUCUGACGUCAGAGAAGGACAAAGUGGUUUAGAGAGCGAGGUCAUCCGACAGGAGCCUGGUCAGAGGCGCUGAACAGGUGAACAGCUAAGCCUCAGACCUGAAUAUGUACCCGUCUACGCUAACGCACUUAUCCCGGGCGAAUCCCUUCCACUCUCCGAUAAUCUCCUUCCAGCAGGGGGAUGAAUGGAAACAGACGCCCCACCUGAAAGCUGUGACACCCAAACCCACACGUGAACUCGUUGCAGCCUCCUUUAAUGACGAUACAAGUGUAAGCUGUGAGUACGGCUCCAACAAAUACUACGCCCUCUGUGGGUUUGGAGGAAUCCUGAGCUGUGGGCUCACGCACACGGCGGUCGUACCGCUCGACCUUGUUAAAUGCCGUAUCCAGGUGGAUCCAGACAAAUACAAGUCCAUCUUUAAUGGUUUCUCCGUGACCCUGAGGGAGGACGGAUUCAGGGGUUUGGGACGAGGAUGGGCCCCGACCUUCAUCGGAUACUCGAUGCAGGGUCUCUGCAAAUUCGGCUUCUAUGAGCUGUUUAAAGCCCUGUACAACGACAUGCUGGGAGAGGAGAAUGCGUACCUGUGGAGAACAUCGGUGUACCUGGCUGCCUCGGCCAGUGCUGAGUUCUUUGCUGAUAUAGCUCUGGCCCCCAUGGAGGCGUGUAAAGUGCGUAUACAGACACAGCCGGGUUACGCCAGCACCCUCAGAGAGUGCGCCCCCAAGAUGCAUGCUGAGGAGGGAGUGUGGGCGUUCUAUAAAGGCGUGUACCCCCUGUGGCUGCGGCAGAUCCCCUACACCAUGAUGAAGUUCGCCUGCUUCGAGCGCACGGUGGAGACGCUCUAUAAGUACGUGGUUCCUAAACCUCGCAGUGAAUGCACCAAACCUGAACAGCUCGUGGUCACAUUCGUAGCAGGAUACAUUGCCGGCGUGUUCUGCGCUGUGGUGUCUCACCCCGCUGACUCAGUGGUGUCUGUACUGAACAAGGAGAAAGGCAGCUCAGCCGCACAGGUUCUGAAGAGACUCGGGCCCAAAGGUGUGUGGAAGGGGCUCUUCGCUCGUAUCAUCAUGAUCGGCACGCUGACCGCACUGCAGUGGUUCAUCUACGACUCUGUGAAGGUGUACUUCCGCCUGCCCCGCCCUCCACCCCCGGAGAUGCCCGAGUCUCUAAAGAAGAAGCUGGCUCUGGCAACCCACUAGACCUUCUGACCACCAGCAUCUCCACAACCAGAAAAACAGACCAUAUUUCCACAUCUGAGGGAAAGGUCCUGCAAAGUGUUCCAUAAUAAUCUCUUACAAAUAAAGAUUUCAAAAUUAA